Messenger RNA from Lolium rigidum, 935 nucleotides. RefSeq names its product probable inactive carboxylesterase Os04g0669700. The record is from RefSeq and is a predicted model, not a curated record. Gene Ontology annotation, cellular component: cytoplasm. Bases 41 to 772 code for a protein of 243 amino acids. Gene Ontology annotation, molecular function: carboxylic ester hydrolase activity; palmitoyl-(protein) hydrolase activity. The transcript has 5 exons. Gene Ontology annotation, biological process: protein depalmitoylation. Lineage: Eukaryota; Viridiplantae; Streptophyta; Magnoliopsida; Poales; Poaceae.
CCUCCAUUCGCGUCCUCGCUUUGAUUCUGCUCGAUCGAACAUGGAGCAGCCUGUGGCGGCAACGGCGGCGCCGUCGCGGUUCGUGCUGUGGCUGCACGGUCUCGGCGACAACGGGCGCGCCAACGAGCCUGUGGCCGGCUACGCCUUCGCCGGCGCACGCUGGGCCUUCCCCACCGCGCCCACCGCGCCCGUGACAUGCAACCGUGGCGCGCGCAUGCCGUCGUGGUUCGACAUCCACGACACGCCCAUUACUUCCAAAUCCGUGAAAGGAGAGGAGGACGUUCUGAGGUCUGUCCAGAGCGUGCACGCCAUGAUCGAUCGGGAGAUUUCCGCCGGUACGAGCCCGGAAGACGUGUUCGUCUUCGGGCUCAGCCAGGGAGGGGCGCUGAGCAUCGCGAGCGUGCUGCUGUACCCGAAGACGCUGGGCGGCUGCGCGGUCUUCAGCGGCUUCCUCCCCUUCGGCCCCUCUUUCGCGUCCAGAGUCACGGCCGAGGCCAAGAAGACUCCCGUGCUGUGGGUGCACGGGCGAGCGGACUACCUGGUCCCGAUCGAGGCGGGGCAGGACGGCACCAAAUUCCUGAAGGGAAUCGGCAUGAGCUGCGAGUUCAAGGUGUACCACGAGCUUGGGCACGGGCUGGAGCCCUACGAACUGGAGUACUGCGAGCGAUGGGCUGGGAAACGUUCAAGCGAACCGGCAGGGACGAAAAGCGUUGGCAUUGGGGUUCCCGGGCGCAAGUCUUCGUGUUGCGGCUUGAGCUUUUCCAUCAGCUAGAACGAAGCAAUCUGGUGUUGGGUGAUCGGCUUCUACUAGCUGAGAGUUGCGAGUCGCGACUUGUGAGGGUGUUUCUUAUUACAUUGUAUCCUUUCCGGAAGUUCACUGUUAGUUUUUUUCCAAAGCGACAGUGUCGUUUAUGCUAAUUCUUCCGGCUCGUCUC